AUGGCCGUACCGGAUCUUGGAUCGUGGAUACCAAAUGUUCACCGUGUGCAAAAUGUCUCUGAAAGUUUUUCAACGCAGUCCCCAAGAUCUUCCCUCUUCGACACGACAAAUAUUUAUGUCGAAGGGCUCCUCACCACUAACGAGCUCCUUAAGCAAGCCAAAGUGCCUUUCUGGGAUAGUCAAUCUUUGAAGCAACUGCUCUCCGGAGGUAUUGGGGCAGGGUCCCAAGCCACAGUGGCUUCGGGUUGGAACUCGAGAGAUGUACUGGCACCAUCACCUAGUCAGUCUCCGGACGUUGUGAUCAAAAGAGUCCGACGGAGCGGGGAGGCAGACACCGAGUAUCAGCAAGACUUGGAAGCUGUGUUGAGAGAACUGCAUGUCCUUUGUCACAAUCCUCUCAGAAAUCACCGCAACAUCAUCCAGCUCACCGGGUACGGUUGGGAAGAUGCAAUCACUUCCCCCAUACUGAUACAGGAAAGAGCGGAAUACGGAACUCUUCCUCAAUACCUCUCCAGAUUUUUUCCGUUUGCAGUGGACGCGUACACCCUCGACAGCUAUUGGAUGAGCGCAUUGGCAAUCUGCAGGGACAUCGCUACCGGUCUACAAGCGCUACAUGCGAGCGACAUAGUCCACGGGGACGUCAAACCAGAGAAUAUUCUCGUUUGCCUCUCCGAGGAGAAGAGGAAAAAUCUAUUAGACAAGACCUUCUUCGACUUGGGCGCCGUAAAAUUCGAAGGUAAUGUCGAUGAGUUAGUGACCGCAAAGUUAUCCGAUUUUGGUCUCUCCCUUUUCGAUCUUGAGAAUGGUGUUGGGCAGUAUCAAGGCACAAAGCUGUGGAACGCCCCAGAGGUUCGACGACAAACACCGUGGCUGUCGAUGGAGGACCUGAAGAAAUGCGAUAUCUUCUCUUAUGGUUUAGUUGUCUGGGCAUCGGUCAACAAAGGGAGAUACUUCCAACCAGCGUGGAUGAACAAUCAACCUACCGAUGAUGAAGCCAAACUACAAUUCAUCGACGCAGCUGAAGACGAUUUCUUGCUCCAGGAGGGGCUCAAGGUUAUUGAACGCUUCUCUGACGAGCCAAAACCUUUCUUCCGGAAACUGUUGAGACAAACUCUCCAGAGCAAGUCGCACUUGAGAGGUUCAAUUGAAAACAUAAUCGAUAUCAUGGAUGAGCACAUAAGGUGA
Cladophialophora psammophila CBS 110553 is the source of this 1185-nucleotide messenger RNA. RefSeq names its product TKL protein kinase. The transcript has 2 exons. Gene Ontology annotation, cellular component: cytoplasm. The coding region runs from base 1 to 1185 and encodes 394 amino acids. The record is from RefSeq and is a predicted model, not a curated record. Lineage: Eukaryota; Fungi; Ascomycota; Eurotiomycetes; Chaetothyriales; Herpotrichiellaceae. Gene Ontology annotation, molecular function: ATP binding; protein kinase activity. Gene Ontology annotation, biological process: protein phosphorylation; signal transduction.